This is a messenger RNA of Cotesia glomerata, 701 nucleotides long. RefSeq lists its product as uncharacterized. The record is from RefSeq and is a predicted model, not a curated record. The transcript is spliced from 4 exons. Bases 188 to 673 code for a protein of 161 amino acids. Lineage: Eukaryota; Metazoa; Arthropoda; Insecta; Hymenoptera; Braconidae.
GUGUGUGAAUGAUCAUACUGAAUCAGUCACUCAGAAUCGCUGUUGUUAAAUCGCUACAAUAUACAACACCGAGUUGCAGUACCUUCACUUUAUUGAUUUUUUAUCUUUCUAUAUUGUUUAUCGAUCUACUCGAAGUUUAGUUUCAUUUUAAUAAUCGAUUCUUGUGCGUCAAUAUAAGCGCUGUGUAAUGAAGAUUUUAACUGUCGUCUGUUUGUUAAUUGCGGUAGCGCAAUGCCAAAUAAUAAAUACAAAUUUUCUGAACGACAUAUUCUCAAACAUAAACCACCAGCUGCAAACAGACAUCCAAAACCAUGUCCGUGAUGUCCAGCAGAAAAUAAAUGACAAUGUCCGGAAUGAACUGUCCAAAGUCGAUCAAUUAUUGACCGAAAUUCGACAACGUCCGAUCCCAUUACCGAGCAGCGGACAAACAAUAAUCGUUAAUGGCGGUAGUAGGUCUUCACACACGGUGCUUUCAGGUACGACCCCCGAUGGCGAACCAUAUUUUCGAGAUAUCGAGGAUCGAGUUGAUGGAAACUUUUUGCACCGCACCGAGACUAUUUACAACCCGAAGCUCAGAAGUAUGGAAAAAUAUCAUUACACCCUUGACUUGACCAAGCCUAAUGCCAAGCCCGUUCUGGUUUCAGACACAAUCGAGCCCAAUGAGAAAGCCUGAAAUUUUGAUUUACUGUUGGGUUAAAUAU